Molecule: messenger RNA, 894 nt
Organism: Talaromyces rugulosus
Lineage: Eukaryota; Fungi; Ascomycota; Eurotiomycetes; Eurotiales; Trichocomaceae
Exons: 2
Coding region: 1-894 (297 amino acids)
Source: RefSeq, a predicted model, not a curated record
AUGUUUGGCCGGGACGACUGGGACAUGUGUCUCAACAUUGAGGAAUGCGCCAAGGAAUCCAGAAACCACGAUAACAGCGAUAUCCCCGACAUUAUUGCCAGGGCUGCUGAAUCCGUUUUUGGGCCUUCGGACAGACACCACCGAUUAUUGACACCGGAAUCGGUGGAUGGCGACUCCGUCCUGAUGCCUCCCAGAAAGAAGGCGAAGAGAGAUAGCGAUGUAGAUUCCCGCCAGUCACUUUCUGGUAACAGCUCAGAUUCGACACCUAUGAGUCUCCCGUCAGUCAACUACUCUCCAUGGGCAUCUUUCAUGGGAUAUGGUGGGUUUGCCUUACAGGAUGCCUACUGUACGCCGAGCAGUUCAUCCCCAUUUUCUACUUCUUUCUUCGAUUUACCUGGAGGAGUAAAUGUAUGGGGCCGACGUGGCGAUAAAGAAAGACAGAAUUUCGAGAUACACGAAGAAACAGAAGAAGAGCAAGCCAAUGCUGAGCAGGUCGCUGCUACCAUUUACAACCCUGACUUUGGCGAUGACAAUAAGGAAAACGAAACGGCCGAGCGUGGGGAGGAACCUCCCUCCGUGGAUCCUACUCAGGAGUUUGACCUUGCACGCAACGUUCUUGGGGAAUUGCUGGAUUACAGUCGGCCUCCAACAGACGAUCAAUUUACCAUGGCCUCUGUGUUUCAGUCUCAAGGCAUAGAGAUCGACGAGGACAAUCUUCCGGAGCUGCCAGAAGACCAUUUGGUGAUUGAGGGCGUCUUUCCCCCAACAUUUGGGAAUAUGCUAGACGACGUUGAACUACCAAUCGAUCUCACGCUUGAAGAGGCGCGGAUGGAUGAGUGUGACGAGUCCACGGACAUUGGAUACACCCAAGGCGACGAAUACUCUGAGCUUUGA